This is a messenger RNA of Caenorhabditis elegans, 1183 nucleotides long. RefSeq names its product Serpentine Receptor, class Z (gene srz-20). Lineage: Eukaryota; Metazoa; Nematoda; Chromadorea; Rhabditida; Rhabditidae. The coding region runs from base 15 to 1001 and encodes 328 amino acids. The transcript is spliced from 6 exons. The record is from RefSeq and is marked reviewed.
CAUUCCAUUUAAUUAUGUCUACUUUAAACUUGUCGACUCCACUGGACGAUUAUUUUGACCUUAAAGACAUAUCGGCCUAUAAACAUUUAAAAGCUGUGACAUUUCUGGUUUUGCUUCUAUUAAACUUUUUUAUGUUUCCUUUUUAUGUAUAUGUUUUCAAAGCGAAUCGCGUAUUGGACAAAGAGAUUCCCAUCUUCCCGUUUGUGAAUCAUUUUUACAGUGUGAUAAGAAUGGUUCAAAUUAUUUUUCUUUGUAUGUGUACUGUAAUAAUUUUUAUCAUUCUUGCUUAUACAUUACGGUCAACAAGUCUAGUCAUCUUGACUUUGGCUGUAAUGAUAUUUGUGGUUCUUAGUGGCAUCUUUGUUCUUAUCGGAACGUCAGAAACAUUCAACAUGUUGCUUUUUUUGCUAGCUAUUACUAGAGCGGUAAUUUAUUUUUGGCCGUCCAAUGAGAAAAAAAUAAAGACCAUCCUCAUCCAUAUUCAUAAAAGAGUUCACUACUUAUACUUCGCAUUUAUCACAAAAACGGUGAUAUUCUUUUUUGUAGCUAUGUAUAUGGAAUGGACAGAUACGAAUAUAUGGUAUAUUCUUCCCGCUUUCGUGUCGAUUCAAGUUUUGUUACACGUAUUGAUAUUUGUGUCUGCCAUUCUUCACAUUCCAAUAAUGAUCAGUAUUCGAAAGUUGUCUUAUUUGGCGUCAGCUCAGCAAAAUAAUCCACAAAGAUACAUUCUAUGGCAAAUAAUUAGUGUUCUGAUGUUCAAAUUGAUAGCUUUACCGUACAUCAUAUUUGGGAUUUUCGACAUUGAUUAUGUUCUUGAAAUUAUCCCAUUCGACUGUUUUUUGUUACCUAUAAUAGUUCAAAUAUCGUACUUGGGAUGUAACAGGCGAAAUGUGGAAACUUUGCUCACUUCAUUCCAUUUGAAGAAGUUUAUUCAAGUUUUGUUUGACCGUCAGACUGCAGUAAAUCCACUGUCAACAACAGAUCAAAGUACUCGUUUCUAGAUGUUUUAUAGCAUUUCAAAGCAAGUGCUACUACAACACAUUCCUACGCAAACAAACAACUGAAGGUCUGCGUGCACAUCGAUCGAUAUCGGCUGAGCAUGAAUAUUUUUUGAUGCAGGUGAAAUUUAUGCCACCUCACGGUUCCCAUAUCUGAAAUAGCUAGUUUCUCAAAUUUCUGAUGA